AUGGAAAGAAAUGAGGAACUCGGGACAAAUUUGAGGAUUACGGUGGCUGCUAGUCAGGGUGGUCGGCGUUACAUGGAAGACCGAGUGUUCAUACAUACGGAGCGUAAAGCCGAUAAUUCGCUGAAAUGGACGUUUCUCGGCGUUUUCGACGGACACGGCGGCGAGCACGCGAGUGAAUUUGUGCGCAGAAAUCUGCUAGAUAAUAUCAUAAAUAAUGAGAAAUUUCAUAAUGAUGAUGACGACGAUGAUAUACUUGCGGCGAUUCGCGAGGGAUUCCUCACCACUCAUAAUAUGAUGAAAGAAGUUCAUGAUGAGUGGCCGUUCACCCCAUCGGGAUAUCCAUCAACCGCCGGAACCACAGUUAGCUGCGUUUUCAUAAGAAAUGGAAAAUUGUAUACAGGGCAUGUUGGUGAUUCGGCAAUUUACUUGGGAGUUUAUGCAGAGAAUGGCGUUCGCGCACUCCCUCUAACAGUUGAUCAUAAACCGGAAUGUAUGCGAGAGCAGGAGAGAAUAAGAGAAGCUGGAGGAAGUACCGCUGUGAAAAGCGGAGUGACUAGAAUUGUUUGGAGGCGACCAGCGAAGAAUCAACGACCAGGGCCUGUUCGAAGGAACAGCUCAUUCGAGACGAUACCGUUCUUAUCAGUGGCCCGUAGUUUAGGAGACUUAUGGUCCUACAACGAAAGUACCGAUUCUUAUGUGGUCUCGCCGAUUCCUGAUGUCGAUGUUUAUGUUUUAAAUGAGCAAGAUUUUUGUCUGAUUCUGGCUUCCGAUGGAAUGACUAAUGUGAUGCCGGCUGAGCAAGCUGUCAGCAUUGUCUACCGCGAAGAGGAGCUCGUGGAAAUGCACAACGACAUGAAUCGCAAUCACGCUCGAUGCGUUCUUCGUUCAACUCUUCAGAAGUGGAGAUCGUUGCGCGCUGACAAUGUGACAGUUGCCACGGUUAUCUUUGAUCCUGAUAUGACGUCAUAUAGAGAGAAGGAUGUACUAAUGAAACUCGGACCAUUUCUACCAGUGGAUCAGGUGCUCACUGAUCGUCCUGAUGGAUUACUACAUGUUUCGAAGAAUAGGAAUGUUAUCUUGCGAACAAAACGGACACCGGUGGUUUAUAAUGGUUCAAAAGAUGCCAAUUUUUCACGCGUUUCUUAUCGUGGUCCCGGUUUUCGGACUCAUGAAGAGGAGAUGCAGGAGGAGAAGAACUAUAUAACUGCGAGAAAUUUGAUAAUUAAACGGAAUGAUGAUGACGAUGAUGAUGAAGAUGAACGCCGAUUGCGGAUUGUGACUGGAGAAGACGUUGAUGACGAUGACGACGAUGAUGAGGAUAUUGAAUAUGAUGAAGAUGACGAUGAUACGAACAUGUCGAUUCCAUUUGGACAAGAUUCGGUGCUUCAGCUCAAAGUUUCCAAUGAGAUGGUGAUGAAUGGCGCGAUGGCGACGAGCUCGCAGGUGAUUGAGACGAGAAUUUACAUGGUCCCCAGCCCUAUUCGGCCGUCUAACCCGGAGCCUCGGAGUCCGAUCGCGUCGAUGUCGACGUUUGAGCCUGAUGAUGGAACGGAUGAGGAGGAUCUCGAUGCGACGCCGUCGAAAAUGAGAUCAUCGCCGACUAAAAGUCCAAUGGCGAGUUCAUCGGUGCGACGAGUUAAAGCGCGAGCUUGUCGGCGACUUCGCACACCGAAAAUGGAGGUUGUUGAGGAGCGGCGAGUUACCAGAAGCUCAUCUCGAGCUGAUGCACUCAAAACGCCAUCGCCUAUUAAAAUCAAUCAGACGCCGGGAUCGAGGAAACGAUCUGAUUCGACGGCGGCGACGAGCUCAGCGACACCAUUGAGAAGAUCAUCCCGCCUCACUUCUGAUCCGACUACAUCGACGCCUGCAUCGCCGCCGGUCGGCCAGAAUGCGCCCCAAAGUCGUAAACGCGGUCGUGAGGAUUUGAAGGAGAAGGCGAUGAAUAAAAGUGGAGUGACGCCAGCGAUUAAUAUGAUGAAGAUUGUUGAGCCGGAUGGUGAAGAGGCUCCGCCGACACCAUCGCGAAGCGCGCCAUCAACCCCACUGAAGGCUGGACCUUCAAAAGGUCGAAACAUAAAGGCGAGUAAAUGGUCCCUAUCGAAAUUGGAAGCGCCGAAGCCUCAAGUCGAGAUUGUGCGUGUUUGCGAAUGUGCUGACGAUGAUGAUGUUGGUGAAGAGCUCAGCGAGCCGCCAUCGAAAAUUCGACGAAUUUAUGGUUUCAUGAAACGAUUAGUUGGAUGGCCGUCGAAAUGA
Messenger RNA from Caenorhabditis bovis, 2253 nucleotides. The record is from the annotation of a GenBank genome assembly. Lineage: Eukaryota; Metazoa; Nematoda; Chromadorea; Rhabditida; Rhabditidae.